UGUGAAGUGAUCUUCAUCCACAAAAUCGAAGAUGGGAAAUCAUACUUUUAUCUUGUUUCCACUAUUAUAUCUAACACUUUCAACAAAAGUUCAUUCAUUUUCAUGGAACUGGUUUUCUUCUUCUGAUAAGCACCAAAAUUCAAAGCAUAAUACAGCAAGUAUAGAUGGUUUAGUUGCUGAGUUUUCUAUGGAAGCUUUGAAUGAUCCUAACGCUGUUGAAUUACUCGAAAAUGCGAAAAUGAAGUUGGAAGGAUCGAAUCCAUGUUGGUUUUAUGCAUAUAAGAGUUUAUUUUCUUCAUGUACAGAGAUUUUUGCUGAAGAGGAAAAGAGAAGUAGACUUGCUUGGCUUCUUAGUGAUUGUUUUCAAAGAGAUUCAGGGAGAAAUUCUUUUCCUCCUUGUAGUAUGAAAACUGCCAUGGUAGAUUGUCUUCGAAAGUUGAACAAUGAUGAUCACAAGACUUACUUGGAGUUUUACCUUGAGACUAACUCUAUUUGCCACCAAUUACAGUCAAAGGCUUUUAAGGUUCAAGUUGAAAGUUUGGUGAAUAACUUGAAAGAUUCAGCAUUAUCUACAGAAGAAAAAUUACAAACCAUUGAAGAAAAAUCAGAUACUCUUCUACAUAACUCAAACCAAAUACAAGAAUCAAUAAUAUCCAUUGAUGAACAAACACAAAAAGUGGGAGAAAAUUUGAGGAACAUGUUAAAUGACAUAGGCAUUGUAAUGAAGCACUCAAAAGAGCUUAAUGAGCAAGCUAAGGGUAUUGCCUUAUCACAAGGAGAGUUAUUAGAAGGACAACAUUUAAUGAAGGAGAAAAUGGAAGAAAGUAUUGUAAAUAGAAGAAUCUACAGUGAUUUAAGACAAGAAAUUGAAGUAUUGCAAAAGAAAGCAACUGAAGUUGAAAAGGAAGUUACUAGAGUUGGAGAAACUUUGUCUUUAAAGUUGCAAAAUCUUCAAGGAAAAACUGAUGAUAUUGCUGAUAUGGCUGGAAUUUCAAUAGAGAAGCAGCAUCAACUUCUUGCUAGUCAGUCUGAGGCACUUCAGGGUCUUCAGUUUCUUACUGACUUUCAGUCUAAAGCUCUACAAGAAAGCAGGGACAGUUUACAGCAAAUAGUAGGAUUUGCACAUGGACAACACGAAGAACUUAAGGAGCAACAGGAACAGCUACUGCAGGCUCACAAUCUUUUGGCUAGCAAUUCAAGAUCAAUGUUAAAAGCUCAGGAAACUUUCGAGACGAAACAAGCAAAUAUGUUUACUGCCAUUGAUAAGCUCUUUGCUCUCCACAAUGCCAUGUUGCUUGAGUCAAGGCUUAUUAAAGCUUUCUUUAUUUACUCCCUUCUAAUCGUUGUCCUUUACAUGUUCACCAGCACAAAACAAACUUACUCUGUAAGAUGUAGUCUUUACAUAGGUCUAUGUAUUGCAUUUGCAAUAGAGUGUGGAAUACUGCAGUUUACAACUAUCGAAACUGAACAGAAAACUCGACUUAGAACCAUAGUGAAGUCACUUCUUGGUGUUCAUUCUGUGAUCCAGCUUCUAUACUCGUUCGUUACUUACAGGGACUAUGAAGCACUCAAUCAUAAGAUGCUAGCAACUUUGAUAGACAAGGUAAACAACAUUCAAAAAGAAACUAUUUCUUCAGAUGAUGAGGAAGUGGAUAGUGAAGUUGAUUGGCUAUCAUGGGUGGAGACUGAAUUGCCUGAAGAUUUAAGCAUUACUGAAGAUCCAGACUAUAAAUCACCAGUUGAAGAUGAAGGAAAGUCUCAAAACUCUAUUGUGAUUAGUGAUGGAAGAAAGUACAAUCUCAGGCAUCGCAAGAAUAUGAAACGAUGAUUUUGUUAUGUAAUGGACUUGUAUUGUUAAACUAUUAGGAUGUAUGAUGAUCUCAAUUUAGAGAUGUGUUUAACAAGUAGUGUUUGAUGCUUGAAAUAGAUGCAGCAAGUAGGCAAAAAAAUAACGUUUUCAAACAUGAGAAAAGCUAUACAUGUAUAUAAUCAAAGUGCGGUAUGUGAAUAGUUUCAAAAGUCAAAAUGAAAUAACAAAUAACAGAGGGACUGAGGGAGUAUAUGCUCAAAAAAUAAAGAACCUCAAGUAUCAACAACCAAAAAUCCCAACAUAUAUAGCAUGUUUCCUAGCAGUCACUAGCAACUUUCCUGAACAGUGUGUAACAGCAGCAAAAUCCAUGA
Messenger RNA from Beta vulgaris subsp. vulgaris (sugar beet), 2181 nucleotides. Its product is annotated as protein GAMETE EXPRESSED 1. The record is from RefSeq and is a predicted model, not a curated record. Lineage: Eukaryota; Viridiplantae; Streptophyta; Magnoliopsida; Caryophyllales; Amaranthaceae.